This is a messenger RNA of Folsomia candida, 1221 nucleotides long. RefSeq lists its product as uncharacterized. The record is from RefSeq and is a predicted model, not a curated record. The transcript has 5 exons. The coding region runs from base 126 to 746 and encodes 206 amino acids. Lineage: Eukaryota; Metazoa; Arthropoda; Collembola; Entomobryomorpha; Isotomidae.
CAUACAAAGUAACGUUUAACGGCGAGCAAACUUCUCGAAAAAGAUUAUUUUGCUGAUUCUGAGUAUUAUACAUACCUUUUUUCACUGCUUAAAAAUAGAAACGGAAUUUUUUAGUAGUUUUAAUUAUGAAAUUCUUUACGGUAAUUGUAACUUUGUUUCUACUGUUUGGAAAAGGUUCCUUGCAACCCAACCAAGUCGAUAUCAGAAUUCAAAAUUACGUCCGGAUUAAAUUCGACGGAUUCCGAGCCUGGUUUGUUGACCACGGUCACACCGAAAGGGAACACGACUUCCCCGGGUCACGCGUGAUAAACGUUUCUUCAACAUUUUACCAAUUGAGCAGUCUCCUCAGUGAAGCCAAGUUACACAUUUAUUGGCCUGACUUGCGGACAAAGUCAAUCACGUCAUUUUCUAGUCGGGGUAGCAUCAUGGUAGAAAUGGACCCAUCCAGUGACCCAAACAUAAUUGGAACCCACUCCACUACUGGGUCCGAAAUGGGUAACCCCUUAGACGCCACGGGAUCUUUUAACCACACUUACGUAUCCUUCUCCGUCCACUUGAACGUCGAAUACCAACUUAUCGAUGGCUACCUCAUUUGCAAUCCAACACCGGGUCCCACAUAUUCCACGUCUACCGCCCGUCUGACCAGGCUAGAAAAUCUCCUCCCAAACAACCACCCCUUCUAUGGGGAAGUUAUGGACAGGUAUGGUGACCAGAUGUGGGGCUCGUAUUCGCAAGAUAUGUUAUGAGUGCCGGGAUUAUUGGCGACGAAAGAAUUUCUUUGCGAAAAGUUGGCGGAAACAACAUUUGCCGACAUUGUCAAUCCUCCGACUCCUUCCACCUCAACGACCACGAUGUCCACAGCCUCGACAACAUUGACGACGACCACUCCAACCACGCCGGCGCCAACUACGUCGUCACCGGCACCUACAAUCUCGACGACUGAAGAACCAACAACGACAAAUGGGACGCACUCUUCCACGACGCAGGAGACGACCACUUUUACGCUGAGAACUUCCACCCAGGGGACGGGGGCGGGUGUCAGAUGGGAGUUCAGUUCUAAAUUUUUACUUUCUCUAACCCUCUGUAUAAGCAUAUUCCACUUUUCAUAUAAAUAAAUUAGUAUAAUAAAGAAAUAGCUUAGUACAGAUAUGUGUAUUGCAUGUUCCUUUGUAUAAAAUAGGUAAAAUAUUUGUGUCUUAAACUGAUAGUGACAAAUUAAUA